AUUAACUUUACAUCUCAUCAGAAAAAGAAAAAAAGAAAAGAAAAAAAAGACUUACAUCUCAUCUUGUUCUUUUCUCUGUGAUCUCUCCUACACAUCACACAUGGAAGCCCAUCAUCUUCCUCUCUCUUCCCUCAUUACCCUCUCCUUCUUAGCAAUAUUGCCACCAUCUUACUGCACCGACGAUGCACGCUUUGUUGAGUGCAGUCGUCCGUAUGAGUGUGGAAGAAUCAAAAACGUUUCUUACCCUUUCUGGGGAGGUGAUCGACCUGAAUAUUGUGGUCGCCAAGGGUUCAAGCUCGAGUGCAACUACUAUGAAUACACGAUUAUCAAAUUUGAAGAACUAGAGUUCCUUGUACUAAACAUCAACGAAUCUCAAAAUAACAUGACAAUUGCAAGAUGGGACCUCUGGCAUGGUUUUUGCCCUCAAACCUACCUCGAUACUGUUUUUAAUUAUAGUAUCUUUGAUUACGCUUCAACCGUUCAAAACAUAACUUUGUUCUACCACUGCCCUCCUCAAGUCAAUACACUUAUAUCGGUCCAAAAUAGAUUUACGUGCCCCUGGAAAGGUGGUAAUAAUAACGCUUACUUUGUAAACGAAUCGUCAGCAAAGAUCCAAAUUCCGGGCCUUGAGCAAUGCAGAGAAAAAAUCCGUGUUCCAAUUUUACGGAAUGCUAUUGAUGAGUCUGCGGGUGUAAUCCCGGCACUUCAGGAAGCACUGAAUCGAGGAUUCGAUGUGGACUACAAUCCCUUGCACGAUACUGCCUGUAGUGGGUGUGAGCAUUCAGGUGGGCAUUGCGGUUCUAACGUAACACAUCAAUUUGUCUGCUUUUGCCCUGACGGAGAGCGCUCUUAUAGCUGCCCAGGCCCCGCUAGCAGGACCAAAAAAUUGAAGCUGAUUAUAGGUGUUGCCGCUUCAGGAGUUGGAGUAUUACUAACCUGCAUCAUUAUUUUCUGGUUUAGAAGUAAAAGAUCAAUUAUUAAGUCAACAAAAUUUUGGACGAAGAAAACAAAGAAUGAGCAAGAUCUUGAGGCCUUCAUUAGAAAGUAUGGACCACUAGCUCUAAAUAGAUAUAAAUUCUUAGAAUUAAAAAAAAUGACCAACUCUUUUAGAGAUAAACUAGGUCAAGGAGGUUUUGGUGGCGUGUACAAAGGAAAGUUACUCGAUGGUCGUCCUGUUGCUGUGAAGGUCCUUAAUGAAUCAAAAGGAAAUGGAGAAGAAUUUAUUAAUGAGGUUGCAAGCAUUAGUAGAACUUCACAUGUUAAUAUUGUUACACUCGUAGGAUUUUGUCUAGAAGGUCAGAAAAGAGCUCUCAUCUAUGAGUUCAUGCCCAAUGGAUCACUUGAAAAGUUCAUACAAGAUGGCAACCUUGAGAAAACCAGUUCACAUUUAGGAUGGGAAAAAUUGUUCCAAAUUGCAAUUGGAAUUGCUCGGGGGCUUGAGUACUUGCACCGUGGGUGCAACACAAGAAUCUUGCAUUUUGAUAUAAAACCACAUAAUAUCCUUCUGGAUGAAGAUUUUUGCCCAAAAAUCUCUGAUUUUGGACUCGCUAAACUAUGUAUAAGGAAUGAGAGUAACAUAUCAAUGACUGGUACUAGAGGAACAAUUGGGUACAUAGCUCCAGAAGUGUUUAGUAGGAACUUUGGUGGAGUUUCACACAAAUCUGAUGUUUAUAGCUAUGGAAUGAUGAUUUUGGAGAUGGCUGGAGGAAGAAAUAACACUGAUGUUGGAGUAAGCCAGACUAGUGAAAUAUAUUUUCCACAUUGGAUUUAUAAGCGUCUCGAGUUGGACAACGAUAUAGGAUUUCUAAGUAAUAUGACAACAACAGAAAAUGAAAUGGUGAGGAAGAUGAUCUUAGUGGGCUUGUGGUGCAUACAGACAAAUCCAUUUGAUAGGCCAUCCAUGAAUAAAGUGAUUGAAAUGAUAGAAGGAAACAUAGAAGCCUUGAAGAUCCCUCCAAAGCCUUUCUUAUGCUCUCCUCCAAGAUCACUUGUAGAAGAAUCCUCCACCACAUCAAUGCUAUGAAAUUAUAUUUAUAGAUAAAUUUCUUCUUGUGUAAAUAUUGUUGUGUUGUUCUUGCUCCUUAGGUCUAAGUGUGACUAUGAACCUUUCUUAUAUAAAAGAGAGAGACUAUCUACUUCAUUGUCCCUUAAUCUUUAACCUUGCUUUAACCAAAGAAAAUCUCAAUUGUAUGACAAUAAUAAGGGUGAUUUCUUUUGGACAAAUUUUGGGUCU
Quercus robur (English oak) is the source of this 2233-nucleotide messenger RNA. Its product is annotated as LEAF RUST 10 DISEASE-RESISTANCE LOCUS RECEPTOR-LIKE PROTEIN KINASE-like 2.4. Gene Ontology annotation, molecular function: ATP binding; polysaccharide binding; protein kinase activity. NCBI's taxonomy places the organism in Eukaryota, Viridiplantae, Streptophyta, Magnoliopsida, Fagales, Fagaceae. The transcript has 4 exons. The record is from RefSeq and is a predicted model, not a curated record. Gene Ontology annotation, biological process: protein phosphorylation. The coding region runs from base 101 to 2023 and encodes 640 amino acids.